UUUCCCGUUCAUACACACCAAACCCCUACGACCCAGGAAUCUCAAAGCCCCAAUCUUUAAUCCCCCAACAACAAUGGACCAUCACCUCCUCCAACAGCUUCAGCAACAGCUCCUCCUCCAAGCCCAACAACAACCAAACCACCACCCUUUCAAUCCCAAUCCGCACCCACCUUACUACCCUCCUCAAUAUCAAUACCCACAAAAUGGUUAUAGCCAAUCAAACUAUACCAAUCUCUAUCCCCUGCAAGCUUAUCCCCAGCCGGCAGUCCUUCAACCACCUCAGCUUACGGUGCCACCGUCGCCUUACUCGGGCACAGUGAGGCCUCAGUGGGCCUCUCCAAUGGUUGACCAACCUCCAUAUAGGGGUAUCAGAGAAGUGGGUGGUGAACUAUUCAGAGGACAUCAAGGAAAUUUUGGCUACAGGGGAGCUCACCCAUCUUUCAUUGGGGAAUCAUAUGGUCCAGGUAGGGGUGGUCUCAGAACAGAACAGGGUGUCCCUUCAACAUCUUCUCAUCCUCCCCAUCAAACUUAUCAACCUCCGCUAACACUAACUCCUCAGACGUCGGAAUCUGCAUCAGCACUGAAAACGGAAGUUCCAAACUACCAAAAACCUCAAGUUGCUCAAAAAACCAUGGUUGCAUGGUGUGAAGUUUGUAAGGCUUCAUGCACUAAUUUGGACGUUCUUAAACAACACCAAAGUGGAAGGCGACAUCAAAGGAACCUCAAAAAUAUGGAACGGUUGAAAGAUGGUGUCAGACCAGGGGCUAUACAGCGUUGCACAUCUAAUACAAAGGUUGAAGUUCCUCAUCAGAGUCAGUGUGAACAAGGUGGUGAAGAGAAAAACACAACAAAGAAUAUGCUCUCUGAACCUGUUGGCUACAAAGCUUCAAGGGAAACUGGAAAGCAACAGGCUGAAAUUCCACCAGGUGACGGGUCUGACAAUGUGAAGCGGGGUAAGAAGCGCAAGAAAACGAGAAUGGCUGGGGUUGAACCUUCCAAACGUAAAGAUGUCAUUCCUAUAGCCUGUGACUUGUGUAAUGUCAAGUGUGAGACACAGGCAGUUUUUGAGGGCCAUCUUUCAGGAAAGAAGCAUUUUGCCAAGUAUAAACGACUUAAUGGCCAUGAACCUUUGCAUCGUCCCGUGGGGCUUCAAGUUGUUUAUCCCCCUAACGCAGAGACUGAAACUGUACUCCAACCCCAAGAAGGAAGAUAUAUACCUCCCCAUGUGUACCAAGAUAUACUGGUGGAAACAAGUUAAGAUCCCCAAUUUCAACAUCCAACCUCUGAAUGAAUUCACAUCAUUGAGGCCCAACAUUUGGUAUUUCAGAGAUUGGUCAGGGGUCCAAUACUUCUUCACUGGACUCAAUUUUAAAACCUGAUAAGGUAAUUCUAGUAGCCCAGUAAGUUUCAGUGCUCUUUCAGUCAUGGAGCUCCUGAAGACUACACUAGUUAACAAAUGUAAGUAACAUUAGGCAUACUGUUCUGCAGCUCUACA
Messenger RNA from Fragaria vesca subsp. vesca, 1495 nucleotides. RefSeq lists its product as uncharacterized. The transcript is spliced from 2 exons. NCBI's taxonomy places the organism in Eukaryota, Viridiplantae, Streptophyta, Magnoliopsida, Rosales, Rosaceae. The coding region runs from base 74 to 1258 and encodes 394 amino acids. Gene Ontology annotation, molecular function: zinc ion binding; nucleic acid binding. The record is from RefSeq and is a predicted model, not a curated record.